Thamnophis elegans (Western terrestrial garter snake) is the source of this 1149-nucleotide messenger RNA. Its product is annotated as major histocompatibility complex class I-related gene protein-like. The transcript is spliced from 6 exons. Gene Ontology annotation, cellular component: external side of plasma membrane. Gene Ontology annotation, biological process: immune response. Bases 1 to 1083 code for a protein of 360 amino acids. The record is from RefSeq and is a predicted model, not a curated record. NCBI's taxonomy places the organism in Eukaryota, Metazoa, Chordata, Lepidosauria, Squamata, Natricidae.
AUGGCUCUGCAACGGGCGCCCCUCUUGUUCCUGGGAGCGGUGCUGGGGGCCUUCGUGCCCGGGACCUGCUGCGGCUCCCUCUCACACUCCCUGUGCUAUUCCUACCUCCAUCUGUCAGAGCCCAGUCAGGGGCCGCCUCAGUCCUUCAUUGGGGGCUACUUGGAUGACCAGCCCAUCGCUCGCUUUGACAGCCACACCAGGAAGAUGGAGCCUCUGGUGUCCUGGGUGAAGGAGGUGGAGGAGGGGACCUUUCUGCCCUUUGAGUCGGUCUUCAGGGCCGACCUGGAGAAGUUAUCAAAACUGGGCCGCCGGGCUGGAGGGCUUCACACCCUGCAGGCGAUUUUGGGUUGCGAGAUCAAGAAAGAUGGGAACAAAGGAGGGUUUUUGCGCUAUGGCUACCACAGGUGGGAUAUCAUCAGCUUCAAGAAUGAGAGCCUCAAAUGGGGAGCAGCUCAGCCUCAAGCCAAGCAGGUCAAGCAGGAGGAUGAUCCAGAGUGGUCUGAGAAAGUAAAUGUCUUCCUGGAGAAGACCUGCAUUGUGUGGCUGCAGAGAUACCUGUCCUACCGGAAGGAAGCUCUAAAAAGGGCAGAGCCUCCAGUGGGGAAGGUGACUCGCAAGGAAAUAGAUGACAGCCUGGAGAUCCUCAUCUGCCAGGCCUCUGGCUUCUGCCUGAAGGAGAUCCAGGCCACUUGGAUGAGGGACAAAGAGGUCUGGAAAAACGAGACCCUGCAUAGGAACGUGGCCCCCAACUCAGACGGGACCUAUUAUGUCCGGCUCAGUACUAAAAUCAACCCCAAGGAGAGGCAGCGUUUUCGGUGUCGCCUGGAGCACGAGGGCUUGCAGGAGCCCCUGGUCUUGGCUUGGGAGGACAAAACAGCUACAAUGUGGUGGAUCCCUGUGGCAAUUGUGGCCGCCAUAAACGUGGGACUUUGGAUUCUCUUCCUGAGAGCACAAGGCAUCCUGUGGCAGCUGGAGGUCCCAGAAGGCUCCGGAAGCCGCUCUGCCAAUAUGACACAGGCAAGAAAGGAAUCAGCCGUGGCUCAAAAGGUGGAGCUCCUGAGCAGGGCAGUUGGAGACGUCUAACCAGGACUGAAUAUCAGAAUCAGAAUGCAGCUGGAAGGGACCUUGGAGGUCUUCUAGUCCAGCCCG